Eucalyptus grandis is the source of this 3912-nucleotide messenger RNA. RefSeq names its product cysteine-rich receptor-like protein kinase 10. Gene Ontology annotation, molecular function: protein kinase activity; ATP binding. The record is from RefSeq and is a predicted model, not a curated record. Bases 1 to 3705 code for a protein of 1234 amino acids. NCBI's taxonomy places the organism in Eukaryota, Viridiplantae, Streptophyta, Magnoliopsida, Myrtales, Myrtaceae. The transcript has 15 exons. Gene Ontology annotation, biological process: protein phosphorylation.
AUGUGCAGCGACUGCGUCGCCACUGGUAAACGGGAUAUCCUCCAGAAAUGCCUCAACCAGCGAGUCUCUAUGAUCUGGUACGAUGAGUGCAUGUUACGGUACUCGAACGAGUCCGUGUUCUCGGUCAUGGAAGAGGAGCCUGUUUUUACGAUGUCCUACGCCGGGAACAUCGCUAACUCAGCCAAGCUCUUGCAAGUACUCGGUGACACCAUCAAAGACGUCGCCUGGAGGGGUUCGGGAAACAGAUUCGCAACUGCGGAAGCCAAUGUUACCGCGUCUGAGAAGCUGUACACGAUAGCGCAGUGCCCGCCGGACUUGACGCCGUGGGACUGUAACACGUGCCUCCGAUCAGUGAUUCCGCGUGUUUUCCUGGGGAGGCCAGGAGGGAGGAUUUUCACCCCGUGCUGCAACGUGACGUUCGACAUUUACCUCUUUUAUAAUGAGGGCCCCGUGCCGGGCCCUCCUCCCGAAGGUGCAAAUGAAAUUACAACUGCAAAGUCCUUGCAAUACCAUUUAGCUGCUAUACAAGCUGCCACAAACAAUUUCUCUCAUCAAAACAAGUUGGGACAGGGUGGAUUUGGUGAAGUUUUCCGAGGUAGGCUUCCGAAUGGACAAGAAAUAGCUGUGAAGAGGCUAUCUAAAAGUUCAGGACAAGGUGUUGAAGAAUUCAAGAAUGAGGUUGUUUUGGUAGCGAAGCUGCAACAUCGAAACCUUGCGCGGCUACUUGGGUUUUGCUUAGAGAGAGAAGAGAAGAUACUUGUCUAUGAGUUUGUUCCAAACAAAAGUCUUGACUACUUUUUAUUUGAUCCUGAUAAGAGAAGGCGAUUGAAUUGGUCAAGACAUUAUAAGAUAAUAUCUGGAAUUGCUCGAGGAAUGCUCUAUUUGCACGAAGAUUCUAAGCUACGUAUCAUUCAUCAUGACGUAAAACCAAGCAAUAUUCUGUUAGAUGGUGAUAUGAACCCGAAGAUUUCAGAUUUUGGCAUGGCUAGGAUUUUUGAAGUUGAUCAAACUCGGGCAAAAACUAAUAGAAUUGUGGGGACCAUUGGUUACUUGUCUCCUGAGUAUGCAAUGCAUGGGAAAAUCUCAGUGAAGUCCGAUGUCUAUAGUUUUGGGGUCCUAAUCCUAGAAAUCAUUAAUGGCAAGAAGAAUAGCGGCUUCUCCCAAUCAGACGGGGGUGAAAAUCUUGCCAGCUAUGCGUGGAAGCAUUGGAGAGCUGAUACACCGCUCGAAGUGUUAGAUCCGUUCAUUGGCGACUCAUAUUCAAUCGAUGAAGUGCUUAGAUGCCUCCACAUUGGUUUACUGGGUGUUCAAGAAGAUCCAGCUGAUAGACCCACAAUGGCAAGCAUAGUCCUUAUGUUCAGCAGCCACUCUGUUAAAAUUCCACAGCCUCGAAGACCGGCCUUCUUCCUUCGAAGGAGCACGGAAAGACAGCUGAAAGAGCUCAAGUCGGACGAAUCCGCCAGUAGGUCUAUGCCGUGGUCGAUCAAUGAAAUGUUGGGAUCAUUACUGAACAAUCAACAAGCACCUAUGCUUUUUGAAAAUAGGCCUGCUAGUUGCCAUGGGAUCAUGCGCAUGGUACAUAGUGGCUUCUCCUAUCAAGGAACAAACACAACUAUACCGAAUUUUCAAGUUCCUCACUUGUUGUUUGCUUCCACCGUUAACGCCCAAGAUCCCUUCCAAACCUCGGUCUGUAACACCACCGGCAACUUCACCGCGGACGACACCUACCUCACCACCCUCACCACACUCCUCUCCUCCUUCUCCACCCCCAGCUCCUCGUCCCUCGCUUACGGCUUCUUCAAUGAUUCCGCUCCCGUCUCCGGCACCUCCGAAACCCUCUAUGUCAUCGGAUCUUGCCGCGGAGACCUCACUGCCGAGAGCUGCCGCCUCUGCCUCAGUGGCUCAGCCCUUGAAAUCAUCGGUUUAUGCCUCCACAAGAAGGGGGCGGUCCUCUAUAAAGCGAACUGCACCGUCCGGUACUCUAACGCCUCAAUCUUUGGCAUAGCCACAGUUGAACCUUUCUUCGUGUUGUACAACGUGAACAACGCCAAGAGCCCAGCCAUGUACAACGCGGCGCUGACGCCGCUGCUGGUAGAUCUGCAAGGCAAAGCGGCGACUGGUGGCUUGCAGGGGAAGUACGCGACAGGGAACACAUCCGCGGGUAUCGACAAGAUCUAUGCAAUGACACAGUGCACGCCGGACCUCACAGUGCAGCAAUGCAGCGACUGCCUCGGGAACCUCACCGGAAAGUUCGGACUCUGCUGUACCGGGAAGAUAGGAGUCAGGAUCAUGGCGCCGAGUUGCUGGAUCCGGUACGAGACCAAUAAUCUGUUCUUUGACCCGGUCCGUGAGCCACUUCCGCCGCAGUCUGCACCGCCGUCGCCGGAGGCAGAUGCGCCGCCUCCUCCACCAGCCGGUAGGCCCCCGCCGGAGUCUCCAAGGCUGUCCCGUGUCACCCCCGACCGGAUAGGCGGAAGGAGAGAGAGUGGGGGUGCGACUAAGCUGGAGGUGGAGGUGGAGGUGGAGGCAAAGGCGGAGGGGUGUGGAGUUAAGGCUGAUUGGGGGCUAGGCGAGCACCAAGCUGCGUCGGGGAAAAAGCAACAAAUCUACUGUGAUUACCAUCGCCAUUACUCUUCCGCUUGGAGGUGUCAUGGUGCAAAUGAACUUACCACUGUGGAGUCCUUGCAAUUUGACUUGGCUACAGUACAUGCUGCAACAAAUUAUUUCUCUCAUGAAAACAAGUUAGGUGAAGGUGGAUUUGGUGAAGUUUUCCAGGGUAAACUUCCUAAUGGAGAACAAAUUGCGGUGAAGAGGCUAUCUAAAAGCUCAAGACAAGGUGAUGGAGAAUUUAAGAAUGAAAUUUUAUUAGUUGCGAAGCUUCAACACAGAAACCUUGUACGAUUGCUUGGAUUUUGCUUGGAAGGAGAUGAAAAGCUACUGGCCUAUGAGUUUGUGCCAAAUAAAAGCCUUGAUUACUUCUUAUUUGAUCCCGAAAAAAGGAGACAAUUGAAUUGGCCAUUACGUUAUAAAAUAGUAUCAGGGAUUGCUCGAGGAAUACUCUAUUUGCACGAAGAUUCUCGUCUCCGGAUUAUUCAUCGGGACCUAAAAUGUAGCAAUAUCUUGUUAGACAAUGAAAUGAACCCAAAGAUUUCGGAUUUUGGCAUGGCAAGGAUUUUUGGAGUCGAUCAAACUCAGGCUAGCACAAAUAAAAUCGUGGGGACUUUUGGUUACAUGUCUCCAGAAUAUGCAAUGCAUGGAGAGUUCUCAGUGAAAUCCGAUGUUUAUAGUUUUGGCAUACUACUUCUAGAGAUCAUUUGCGGCAAGAAAACAACUUCUACCAUCAACUGGAUCAGGGUGAAUAUCUUGCUAGUGUGGAAGCAAUGGAGAGACGGCCAGCCCACGGAAGUGUUGGAUCCGGCUAUUGUGGAUUCAUAUUCAAGAGAUGAGGUACUUCGAUGCCUGCACAUUUGCUUACUGUGCAUUCAGGAAGAUCCAGCUAUUAGACCCACCAUGGCAACCGUAGUUCUCAUGCUCAGCAGCAAUAACUUUAACCUACCAUCACCUCAACAUCCAGCCUUCUUCAUCCAAAGCAGAUUGCGGGGACUGAGCAUCCCAAUGGAAGAGCUUGACUCAGACCACUCCACCAGGAGGACUAUGGCUUCGUCGUCCAAUGGCAUGUCAUUAACCGAAUUGUACCCCCGGUGAAUGGUGGUGACACCGAAAUCCUUCUUGACGGAUGGUCUUGCAGUGAGAAUACUUGGCCUUUCACCGAGAUUUUUCAUGAACAAAAGCAAAAAUCUAUGUAUGUGGAGUAUAAGCUGUUAAUUGCUCAAAGGGGCUCAUGUGCUAAAAGAAGACUCCAUACAUGCAAUUCAUAAUAGUUAUUAAGAUUAGUAUAAGGUUUUGUUACAA